UAACUUUAAUAGCUGAAAAGAAUAUUGUCUUUUGAAAAAUAUGAAUAAAUAUUAUGUAUCAUUUUUAUCAGCUUUGAUAGCAUUUGGCUGUAAUAUGGAAAUUGUGGAAUCUUCAAACAAAUGGAUCAUUUGCAGGCCUGUCCCAACUAAUAUAACUUGCGUCAAAGAAAAUGGCAGUACAGUUUAUACGAUAACGGAUUAUGUACAAGAUGUUAUUAACGACUACAUAGAUGACCCAAACUAUUACAUUGAAUCUAUAGAUUCAAAUUUGUGGAUGGGAUUAAUUUCUAUUGGUUUAUCAAACUUGGAAAUAGGGGUACGAUCAAAAGUAGAGGAGCGAUUUGGAAUUGAACAGUUCAUUAUACCAGGUUUCAUAGUACAAUAA
Molecule: messenger RNA, 385 nt
Organism: Gordionus sp. m RMFG-2023
Lineage: Eukaryota; Metazoa; Nematomorpha; Gordioida; Chordodea; Parachordodidae
Exons: 12
Coding region: 41-385 (114 amino acids)
Source: RefSeq, a predicted model, not a curated record